AUGAAACUUUUUCUGCUCCUGAGUAUUUUCGGAAUCGCAGCUCUGGGAUGGAGUACUGGAAUACUGCGGGAUGGAAUUGGUACUACUCAUUCAUGGUGGAAACAAGAUUUCACUUUGAAACCACAGAGAGUUUGGGUAACUAAAAAAGCAAAAGGGAACUGCACUUGCAAGCCGUACAUAAUUGGGCUAGGACCUUCGCCUCCCGCGAAAUCCAAAAUUCUGACUCUAAGGGAGUGCAUAAAUGAAUGCGAGAUCUAUGAGCAAAGAUUCCGUGACGGUCAAAAAAGUAAAAAAACAUGA
Cylicocyclus nassatus is the source of this 300-nucleotide messenger RNA. The record is from the annotation of a GenBank genome assembly. NCBI's taxonomy places the organism in Eukaryota, Metazoa, Nematoda, Chromadorea, Rhabditida, Strongylidae.